This is a messenger RNA of Folsomia candida, 1914 nucleotides long. RefSeq names its product aarF domain-containing protein kinase 1 (gene Adck1). Gene Ontology annotation, biological process: lipid homeostasis; protein phosphorylation; mitochondrion organization. The record is from RefSeq and is a predicted model, not a curated record. NCBI's taxonomy places the organism in Eukaryota, Metazoa, Arthropoda, Collembola, Entomobryomorpha, Isotomidae. The transcript is spliced from 7 exons. Bases 170 to 1723 code for a protein of 517 amino acids. Gene Ontology annotation, cellular component: mitochondrial inner membrane. Gene Ontology annotation, molecular function: ATP binding; protein kinase activity.
AUUGCUCAACUAAAAAGUUUAUUGCAAGUGGUCACUAAUGUCCAAAGUACAAAUUAUUAUUACAGUUAUUGAUGACGUAUCAAUUAAAGGUGGAAAAGAGGUUACUAAAAUUUUAUCCGUUAUGACAUGUAAAAGUUAAUCCGAGAAUCCUGAAAAUCUCCGUCCGGAAAUGAGUUUCCGGAAAAUUGCUCUGCUUGGGGGAGGUCUGACCACGGUGGGAAGCUUGGUCACGCUCGCACAAAAUAAUUGGGACAUCAAUUCCAUUGGAGCUGUGCGGCUUGGGAGGGCUGUCUAUGCGACCGCAGCUAUUACGGCUGACUACAAGUUUAGCGUCUACUCCCGACACAUGCCUGAUGAUCCGGAACAAGUCAAACAGAUAUGGGCAGAUACCCAUAAAAGAUGCGCGGAACGAAUUCUGACCCUGUGUAAAUCUAAUGGUGGGGUGUUUGUGAAAGUGGGACAACACAUUGGGGCUUUGGAGUAUCUUCUUCCACCUCCGUACAUUGAAACCCUGAGCAUUCUUCACAGCCAAGCUCCAUUCUCGUCCCUCGACGAUGUAUACAAGGUCAUUCGUCAAGAUCUCAAGAUUCAAUCCACGGACGAAUUAUUUUCUGAAUUCGAUACGAACGCUCUGGGGGCAGCAUCGCUUGCUCAAGUAUACAAAGCUAAACUGCGAACUACUGGAGAAACGGUUGCUGUAAAAGUUCAGCACGCCAAUGUGAGAGCGCAUUCCUACGUGGAUAUGAAAACAAUGGAGAUUCUUGUCCGAACUGCAGCACUAAUAUUUCCAGAUUUUAAGUUGCUCUGGUUGGUGGACGAGACAAAAAAGAAUUUGCCGAGAGAACUGGAUUUUUUACAUGAGGGAAAAAAUGCAGAUAUGCUCCGAACACUAAUGACGCAUUGUAAAUGGCUCAAGAUUCCUAAAGUAUAUUGGGAACACAGCACAGAUCGUGUCUUGAUAAUGGAAUAUUGUGACGGUGGACAAAUAAACGACCUCGCAUACCUCAACAGAAAUGGAAUAUCGGCUCGCGAAGUUUCCGAAAAAGUGGGCCGACUUUAUUCUGAGAUGAUAUUUUCUCAUGGAUUCGUCCAUUGUGAUCCACACCCUGGGAAUCUUAUGGUUAAUCGAGACGUCAAUGGGGAUACACAGAUUUGCCUUUUGGACCACGGUCUCUACACAACGCUUUCUCCUGAAUUUCGCUACAACUAUGCCAACUUUUGGCUCAGUAUUAUCAACUCUAAUGUGGAAGGGAUUAAAGAGUAUGGGACAAACUUGGGCGUGGGUGAAUUGUAUGGCCUAUUUGCUUGCAUGGUGACGGCACGAUCAUGGGAAUCACUUUCGUCUAAGGAUGGUGUUGCAAAGAAACUUACGCCGGAAGAGGAACAAAAAAUUCGAAAAAACAUUGGAAAUUUUUUGCCCCAAAUAUCUGAGAUUUUAGAGCGCGUCCCUCGUCCGAUGAUUCUAAUCUUUAAAACGAACGAUCUUAUUCGUGGAAUUGAACAUGCUUUGAAGACGAGCAAAACGAUGAAGUCGUUUACAACAAUGUCCAAAUAUUGUAUUAGUGCAGUGUAUAAGGAGGACUUUCGACGGUGUGUGAAUCGUUUUUGGUGCUACCGAUACACUCUGAUGGAGGGGUGGUUACUUGCCAAAAUUACAAUGUUUGAACUCUUCCUUUGGGCGAGGUCACUGCUUUCACCCAUUCUGCGACUGGAAUCAAUGUGAGACAGUGUAAUACAAUGUGAUGAAUUACAUAUUUACUAAAUAUUUAACUAAAAUUUAGUUAUGUAUAGUAUAAUGGUGCUACGUAUCUGCAUGUGUUUAAUGUUAAUGCUCAAACAAUAGCUUAUAUAAUGACUUAUUAUUCCGACGAUGAAGGCUUUAUUCGACAAUAAUAACAUAAGAAGAUACAUAUA